CGAAGGAGAGCACAUCAUCUGGCACAAUGGUUACUCUCAAACUGUUCACUGCUCUCCUUCUGCUGCCUGGAAUCUUCAGCCUGCCAACACAAAGACACCUGUCAAGCAUGACUGAAGAGAAUUUAGGACCAGAAGAUGACCGUGGGAGCCAGAGAGCACACCAACGAGACUCUAUUUUUGUACCUGAAGGAAGCCAACAUAUUCUUAACUCUGCAUUAAAGAGCCCAAACAACUAUGACCCCACAAAUAUCAAAGACACGCAAAGCCAUGACACGACACAGGUCCAAAAUACCCAUGACUCAAUCAAUGAAGAACAUACCCCUUCCAAGCAUACCCAUGGCUCCACCCGUGAAGAACACACUCCUUCCUGGCAAAAUUAUGAACCCACUCAUGAAGAACACAUUCAUUCCCGGCUUACCCAUGAAUCCAACCAUGUAGAACAUACCCAUUGCAAGCUUACCCAUGACUCCAACCGUGAAGAACACACACCUUCCCGGCACACCCAUGACUCCACCCAUGUAGAAAACACCCCUUGCUGGCAUACACGUGACCCCACUCAAAAAGAACAAAGACCUUGCUCAAACACUCAUGACUCCUCCGAUGAAGAACAUGACAACAGCGAUGCACCGCAUACACCUUGCACCACAGUUACCGCCCUCUCCAGUGAUAGCACACUUUCAAGUGAAAACACUGUUAGCACACUAUCAAGUGAUAGCACAUUGUCAAGUGACACCACAGUUACCACACCAUCCAAUGAUUGCACACUGUCCAGUGACACCACAGUUAGCACACCAUCCAGUGACACCACAGUUAGCACACCAUCCAGUGACACCACAGUUAGCACAUCAUCCAGUGACAGCACAGUUAGCACACCAUCCAUUGAUAGCACCCUCACGAGUGAUAGCACCUUCUCAAGUGAUAGCACUUUGUCCAGUGGCACAACAGUUAGCACACCAUCCAGUGAUAGCACGCUCUCUAGUGAUAGCACCUUCUCCAGUGAUAGCACUUUGUCCAGUGACACCACAGUUAGCACAAUAUCCAGUGACAGCACAGUUAGCACACCAUCCAGUGACAGCACACUCUCAAGUGUUAGCACCUUCUCCAGUGAUAGCACUUUGUCCAGUGGCACAACAGUUAGCACACCAUCCAGUGAUAGCACGCUCUAUAGUGAUAGCACCUUCUCCAGUGAUAGCACUUUGUCCAGGGACACCACAGUUAGCACACCAUCCAGUGAUAGCACCCUCACUAGUGAUAGCACCUUCUCCAGUGAUAGCACUUUGUCCAGUGACACCACAGUUAGCACACUAUCCAGUGAUAGCACCCUAACUAGUGAUAGCACCUUCUCCAGUGAUAGCACUUUGUCCAGUGACACCACAGUUAGCACACUAUCCAGUGACAGCACACUCUCUAGUGGCAGCACCUUCUCCAGUGAUAGCACUUUGUCCAGUGACACCACAAUUAGCACACUAUCCAGUGAAACCACAGUUAGCACAUCAUCCAGUGACAGCACACUGUCUAGUGUUAGCACCUUCUCCAGUGAUUGCACACUAUCCAGUGACACCACAGUUAGCACAUCAUCCAGUGAACGCACACUCUCUACUGUUAGCACCUUCUCCAGUGAUAGCACUUUGUCCAGUGACACCACAGUUAGCACACCAUUCAGUGAUAGCACACUUUCCAGUGACACCACAGUGAGCACAUCAUCCAGUGACAGCACACUCUCAAGUGUUAGCACCUUCUCCAGUGAUAGCACUUUGUCUAGUAGCACCACAGUUAGCACACCAUCCAGUGAUAGGACCCUCACAAGUGAUAGCACCUUCUCCAGUGAUAGCACUUUGUCCAGUGGCACAACAGUUAGCACACCUUCCAGUGACACCACAGUUAGCACAUCAUCCAGUGACAGUACACUCUCUAGUGUUAGCACCUUCUCGAGUGAUAGCACUUUGUCCAGGGACACCACAGUUAGCACACCAUUCAGUGUUAGCACCCUCACUAGUGAUAACAUCUUCUCCAGUGAUAGCACUUUGUCCAGUGGAAUCACAGUUAGCACACCAUCCAGUGAUAGCACACUCUCUAGUGACAGCACCUUCUCCAGUGAUAGCACUUUGUCCAGUGACACCACAGUUAGCACACCAUCCAGUGAUAGGACCCUCACAAGUGAUAGCACCUUCUCCAGUGAUAGCACUUUGUCCAGUGACACCACAGUUAGCACACUAUCCAGUGACACCACAGUUAGCACACUACCCAGUGACACCACAGUUAGCACAUCAUCCAGUGACAGCACACUGUCUAGUGAUAGCACCUUCUCCAGUGAUAGCACUUUGUCCAGUGACACCACAGUUAGCACACUAUCCAGUGGAACCACAGUUAGCACAUCAUCCACUGACAGCACACUCUCUACUGUUAGCACCUUCUCCAGUGAUAGCACUUUGUCCAGUGACACCACAGUUAGCACACCAUUCAGUGAUAGCACACUUUCCAGUGACACCACAGUGAGCACAUCAUCCAGUGACAGCACACUCUCAAGUGUUAGCACCUUCUCCAGUGAUAGCACUUUGUCCAGUGGCACAACAGUUAGCACACCUUCCAGUGACACCACAGUUAGCACAUCAUCCAGUGACAGCACACUCUCUAGUGUUAGCACCUUCUCGAGUGAUAGCACUUUGUCCAGGGACACCACAGUUAGCACACCAUUCAGUGUUAGCACCCUCACUAGUGAUAGCAUCUUCUCCAGUGAUAGCACUUUGUCCAGUGGCAUCACAGUUAGCACAUCAUCCAGUGACAGCACACUCUUUAGUGUUAGCACCUUCUCGAGUGAUAGCACUUUGUCCAGGGACACCACUGUUAGCACACCAUUUAGUGUUAGCACCCUCACUAGUGAUAGCAUCUUCUCCAGUGAUAGCACUUUGUCCAGCGGCGUCACAGUUAGCACACCAUCCAGUGAUAGCACACUCUCUAAUGACAGCACCUUCUCCAGUGACAGCACUUUGUCCAGUGCCACCACAGUUAGCACACCAUUCAGUGAUAGCACACUUUCCAGUGACACCACAGUUAGCACAUCAGCCAGUUACAGCACACUCUCAAGUGUUAGCACCUUCUCCAGUGAUAGCACUUUGUCCAGUGGAACAACAGUUAGCACAACAUCCAGUGACACCACAGUUAGCACACUAUCCAGUGACACUACAGUUAGCACAUCAUCCAGUGACAGCACACUCUCUAGUGUUAGCACCUUCUCGAGUGAUAGCACUUUGUCCAGGGACACCACAGUUAGCACACCAUUCAGUGAUAGCACACUCUCUAGUGACAGCACCUUCUCCAGUGAUAGCACUUUGUCCAGUGACACCACAGUUAGCACACCAUCCAGUGAUAGCACCCUCACAAAUGAUAGCACCUUCUCCAGUGAUAGCACUUUGUCCAGUGACACCACAGUUAGCACACUAUCCAGUGACAUCACAUUUAGCACAUCAUCCAGUGACAGCACACUCUCUAGUGUUAGCACCUUCUCCAGUGAUAGCACUUUGUCCAGUGGCACCACAGUUAGCACACCAUACAUUGAUAGCACACUUUGCAGUGACACCACAGUUAGCACAUCAUCCAGUGACAGCACACUCUCAAGUGUUAGCACCUUCUCCAGUGAUAGCACUUUGUCCAGUGGCACCACAGUUAGCACACUAUACAGUGACACCACAGUUAGCACAUCAUCCAGUGACAGCACACUCUCAAGUGUUAGCACCUUCUCCAGUGAUAGCACUUUGUCCAGUGACACCACAGUUAGCACACUAUCCAGCGACACCACAGUUAGCACAUCAUCCAGUGACAGCACACUCUCUUCUGUUAGCACCUUCUCCAGUGAUAGCACUUUGUCCAGUGACAUCACAGUUAGCACACCAUUCAGUGAUAGCACACUUUCCAGUGACACCACAGUUAGCACAUCAGCCAGUUACAGCACACUCUCAAGUGUUAGCACCUUCUCCAGUGAUAGCACUUUGUCCAGUGGAACAACAGUUAGCACACCAUCCAGUGACACCACAGUUAGCACACUAUCCAGUGACACCACAGUUAGCACAUCAUCCAGUGACAGCACACUCUCUAGUGUUAGCACCUUCUCGAGUGAUAGCACUUUGUCCAGGGACACCACAGUUAGCACACCAUUCAGUGUUAGCACCCUCACUAGUGAUAGCACCUUCUCCAGUGAUAGCACUUUGUCCAGUGGAAUCACAGUUAGCACACCAUCCAGUGAUAGCACACUCUCUAGUGACAGCACCUUCUCCAGUGAUAGCACUUUGUCCAGUGACACCACAGUUAGCACACCAUCCAGUGAUAGCACCCUCACAAAUGAUAGCACCUUCUCCAGUGAUAGCACUUUGUCCAGUGACACCACAGUUAGCACACUAUCCAGUGACAUCACAUUUAGCACAUCAUCCAGUGACAGCACACUCUCUAGUGUUAGCACCUUCUCCAGUGAUAGCACUUUGUCCAGUGGCACCACAGUUAGCACACCAUCCAUUGAUAGCACACUUUCCAGUGACACCACAGUUAGCACAUCAUCCAGUGACAGCACACUCUCAAGUGUUAGCACCUUCUCCAGUGAUAGCACUUUGUCCAGUGGCACCACAGUUAGCACACUAUACAGUGACACCACAGUUAGCACAUCAUCCAGUGACAGCACACUCUCAAGUGUUAGCACCUUCUCCAGUGAUAGCACUUUGUCCAGUGACACCACAGUUAGCACACUAUCCAGCGACACCACAGUUAGCACAUCAUCCAGUGACAGCACACUCUCUUCUGUUAGCACCUUCUCCAGUGAUAGCACUUUGUCCAGUGACAUCACAGUUAGCACACCAUUCAGUGAUAGCACACUUUCCAGUGACACCACAGUUAGCACAUCAGCCAGUUACAGCACACUCUCAAGUGUUAGCACCUUCUCCAGUGAUAGCACUUUGUCCAGUGGAACAACAGUUAGCACACCAUCCAGUGACACCACAGUUAGCACACUAUCCAGUGACACCACAGUUAGCACAUCAUCCAGUGACAGCACACUCUCUAGUGUUAGCACCUUCUCGAGUGAUAGCACUUUGUCCAGGGACACCACAGUUAGCACACCAUUCAGUGUUAGCACCCUCACUAGUGAUAGCACCUUCUCCAGUGAUAGCACUUUGUCCAGUGGAAUCACAGUUAGCACACCAUCCAGUGAUAGCACACUCUCUAGUGACAGCACCUUCUCCAGUGAUAGCACUUUGUCCAGUGACACCACAGUUAGCACACCAUCCAGUGAUAGCACCCUCACAAAUGAUAGCACCUUCUCCAGUGAUAGCACUUUGUCCAGUGACACCACAGUUAGCACACUAUCCAGUGAUAUCACAUUUAGCACAUCAUCCAGUGACAGCACACUCUCUAGUGUUAGCACCUUCUCCAGUGAUAGCACUUUGUCCAGUGGCACCACAGUUAGCACACCAUCCAUUGAUAGCACACUUUCCAGUGACACCACAGUUAGCACAUCAUCCAGUGACAGCACACUCUCAAGUGUUAGCACCUUCUCCAGUGAUAGCACUUUGUCCAGUGGCACCACAGUUAGCACACUAUACAGUGACACCACAGUUAGCACAUCAUCCAGUGACAGCACACUCUCAAGUGUUAGCACCUUCUCCAGUGAUAGCACUUUGUCCAGUGACACCACAGUUAGCACACUAUCCAGUGACACCACAGUUAGCACAUCAUCCAGUGACAGCACACUCUCUAGUGUUAGCACCUUCUCCAGUGAUAGCACUUUGUCCAGUGGCACCACAGUUAGCACACCAUCCAUUGAUAGCACACUUUCCAGUGACACCACAGUUAGCACAUCAUCCAGUGUCAGCACACUCUCAAGUGUUAACACCUUCUCCAGUGAUAGCACUUUGUCCAGUGGAACCACAGUUAGCACACUAUACAGUGACACCACAGUUAGCACAUCAUCCAGUGACAGCACACUCUCAAGUGUUAGCACCUUCUCCAGUGAUAGCACUUUGUCCAGUGACAUCACAGUUAGCACACCAUUCAGUGAUAGCACACUUUCCAGUGACACCACAGUUAGCACAUCAGCCAGUUACAGCACACUCUCAAGUGUUAGCACCUUCUCCAGUGAUAGCACUUUGUCCAGUGGAACAACAGUUAGCACACCAUCCAGUGACACCACAGUUAGCACACUAUCCAGUGACACCACAGUUAGCACAUCAUCCAGUGACAGCACACUCUCUAGUGUUAGCACCUUCUCGAGUGAUAGCACUUUGUCCAGGGACACCACAGUUAGCACACCAUUCAGUGUUAGCACCCUCACUAGUGAUAGCACCUUCUCCAGUGAUAGCACUUUGUCCAGUGGCAUCACAGUUAGCACACCAUCCAGUGAUAGCACACUCUCUAGUGACAGCAACUUCUCCAGUGAUAGCACUUUGUCCAGUGACACCACAGUUAGCACACCAUCCAGUGAUAGCACCCUCACAAAUGAUAGCACCUUCUCCAGUGAUAGCACUUUGUCCAGUGACACCACAGUUAGCACACUAUCCAGUGACAUCACAUUUAGCACAUCAUCCAGUGACAGCACACUCUCUAGUGUUAGCACCUUCUCCAGUGAUAGCACUUUGUCCAGUGGCACCACAGUUAGCACACCAUCCAUUGAUAGCACACUUUCCAGUGACACCACAGUUAGCACAUCAUCCAGUGACAGCACACUCUCAAGUGUUAGCACCUUCUCCAGUGAUAGCACUUUGUCCAGUGACACCACAGUUAGCACACUAUCCAGUGACACCACAGUUAGCACAUCAUCCAGUGACAGCACACUCUCUAGUGUUAGCACCUUCUCCAGUGAUAGCACUUUGUCCAGUGGCACCACAGUUAGCACACCAUCCAUUGAUAGCACACUUUCCAGUGACACCACAGUUAGCACAUCAUCCAGUGACAGCACACUCUCAAGUGUUAGCACCUUCUCCAGUGAUAGCACUUUGUCCAGUGACAUCACAGUUAGCACACCAUUCAGUGAUAGCACACUUUCCAGUGACACCACAGUUAGCACAUCAGCCAGUGACAGCACACUCUCAAGUGUUAGCACCUUCUCCAGUGAUAGCACUUUGUCCAGUGACAUCACAGUUAGCACACCAUUCAGUGAUAGCACACUUUCCAGUGACACCACAGUUAGCACAUCAGCCAGUGACAGCACACUCUCAAGUGUUAGCACCUUCUCCAGUGAUAGCACUUUGUCCAGGGACACCACAGUUAGCACACCAUUCAGUGUUAGCACCCUCACUAGUAAUAGCAUCUUCUCCAGUGAUAGCACUUUGUCCAGCGGCGUCACAGUUAGCACACCAUUCAGUGAUAGCACCCUCACUAGUGAUAGCACCUUCUCCAGUGAUAGCACUUUGUCCAGUGACACCACAGUUAGCACACCAUUCAGUGAUAGCACCCUCACAAGUGAUAGCACCUUCUCCAGUGAUAGCACUUUGUCCAGUGACACCACAGUUAGCACACCAUCCAGUGAUAGCACACUCUCUAGUGACAGCACCUUCUCCAGUGAUAGCACUUUGUCCAGUGACACCACAGUUAGCACACCAUUCAGUGAUACCACCCUCACAAGUGAUAGCACCUUCUCCAGUGAUAGCACUUUGUCCAGUGACACCACAGUUAGCACACUAUCCAGUGACACCACAGUUAGCACACUAUCCAGUGACACCACAGUUACCACAUCAUCCAGUGACAGCACACUCUCUAGUGUUAGCACCUUCUCCAGUGAUAGCACUUUGUCCAGUGACACCACAGUUAGCACACCAUUCAGUGAUAGCACCCUCACUAGUGAUAGCACCUUAUCCAGUGAUAGCACUUUGUCCAGUGACACCACAGUUAGCACACUAUCCAGUGACACCACCGGCCAAACGAUCAAGCAGCACGUCUACAAGGAGAACCUCAAGCGUUUGCUUGGUUUCUGUGAGCAAGAAGAGGCGGGAGUUCUGGCAGGAGAACCAGUGGAUUAUUUACCAUGA
Phycodurus eques (leafy seadragon) is the source of this 8006-nucleotide messenger RNA. RefSeq lists its product as uncharacterized. Lineage: Eukaryota; Metazoa; Chordata; Actinopteri; Syngnathiformes; Syngnathidae. The transcript is spliced from 4 exons. The record is from RefSeq and is a predicted model, not a curated record. Bases 27 to 8006 code for a protein of 2659 amino acids.